Drosophila grimshawi is the source of this 2193-nucleotide messenger RNA. RefSeq names its product P protein-like. The transcript has 2 exons. Gene Ontology annotation, cellular component: membrane. Gene Ontology annotation, biological process: transmembrane transport. The record is from RefSeq and is a predicted model, not a curated record. Bases 1 to 2193 code for a protein of 730 amino acids. Lineage: Eukaryota; Metazoa; Arthropoda; Insecta; Diptera; Drosophilidae.
AUGGUUUGCCAAUUAACCACUGCAUUUUGCUGUCCGUGCAGUUUCCAGACUGCUUCGCAGGCGCGUCGCUCUUACUACCAAAAAGGUGCUGCUGCUCUUGAUGAUGAUGAUGAUGAUGAACUAACUACACAGCAGCGAAGUCGCCGUAAAAUAUUCAAAAUCGGCUCACUAAUUGUCAAGCUAACGACUUUCAUAGUCCUCUGGUCGUUCUUCUCAAUAGUUUUGAUCUUCACGCCCACCCACAAGCACAAUGCGCAAGUGUUGCCCCUGAAACCACAGCAAACCAAAAUCGUUGAAAUUCAGGGUGAACCGAGUCGCGAUGAGAUCAGCAUACGGUUGAGGGGCAACAUCGAUGUGGAUGCCACACAAAGUCCCAAAUUGGUAACCGAAAAACAAAAACAUUUUUUUGUCACCCUCGUACGGUAUAAUAUGAUGACAAAUUUAACGGUAUGGCAAUUGAAACCCUGGAAGGUUUAUCUCCUCGAUGUCAGCAGACAGAAACUGACCACAUUGCACAAGCGCUUUAAAGUGACAGACGAUAUGCGCAAAUCCUUGAUUAAAAGUCAAGAGCAACGCAAGGAUUCCGAUACCAAAUUACGAUUGUCAUUUUUGAAUUCCGGUGAUGAGACAAUUGCCAUCGCCUUGGCAAUCAACACCAAUCCGCUGGAUCUGACUUUAGGUGUUGUGUCCGCAGCCUUCUUGUUGUUCUUUAUGUAUGCGCUGAUCAUUUGGGAUAUCACAGAUCGCACAUUUGCCGCCAUCCUAAUGUCAACAACGGCCAUUGGUGUCCUUGCUGUGACCGGGGAGCGACCCACGCUGAAAACAAUCAUCUCUUGGAUCGAUAUGGACACCCUGCUGCUGCUCUUCAGCACGAUGCUCAUCGUGGGUGUUAUGACGGAGACGGGUGUCUUUGAAUACUGUUCGGUGUUGACCUAUCGCAUAUCGAAGGGACAGCCCUGGUUGCUUGUCUUUCUGCUCUGCUUGCUGACCGCUUUGAUUUCCGCUUUCCUGGAUAAUGUGACCAUAAUCAUGCUAAUGGUGCCCAUUGUGAUACGUCUCAGUGAAUGCAUGGGUCUCCGCACAACGGCGCUCAUCAUCUGUGUGGCAAUCUUUACGAAUAUCGGCGGCAUGCUGACGCCAGUGGGUGAUCCACCCAAUGUGAUAAUUACAGCGAAUCCUUAUGUCCUUGACAAGGGCGUCGAUUUCAUUGGCUUCUGCCUGCACAUGCUGCCCGGAGUGCUGCUCAGUUGUUUGUUCACUUGGUGUUAUCUGUAUUUGGUGUUGCGCCAGAGACUGUUUAAGGGCGCCUCGGAUCAGAUGCGCAAAUCGAUUAAGAGUCUACAGAAUCAUGUGGACAAGAUCAAAGGUCCCACCACCGAUGACGAGAAUACGCGUCGCGAUAUCAUGGUACGCAUCGAGGAACUCCAGUUGCAAUACAAACGCAAUGCGGGUGUGACCAGUUUUGGGCCACGGCCGGCAGCCGAUUUUGUGGAGAGGCUGGCCGAGAUGGAGGCCAAAUACAAGUUGCACAAUAAGCCGCUGCUCGUCAAAUGUUGCAUUUCCCUCGGAUUUGGCAUUGUGUUGUUCCUGUUAGGUUCGCUGUCCUUCAUGGCCGGCUUGACACUUGCCUGGUCAUCGUUUCUGGCAGCGAUGCUGCUUCUCAUCCUGGCCGACAAACCGGACAUGAACAGUGUGCUCCAGUAUGUGGAGUGGCCCACAUUGCUAUUCUUUGGCGCACUGUUUGUGUUUAUUGAGGCAUGCGCCGAACUGGGCCUCAUCGACUGGGUGAGCGAACAGACGGUGGCGAUUAUAUUGAAUGUGGCUACAGAAUAUCGGACGCAAGCAGCUAUAUUGUUGGUACUGUGGAUUAGUGCGAUCAUCUCGGCCCUUGUCGACAACAUACCCAUUGUGACGAUGAUGCUCAAGCUAGCCAUAAGGCUGUCGCUACACGAUGAGCUCGAAAUACCAUUGAUGCCCAUGGUUUGGGCGCUCUGUUUCGGUGUGUGCUUGGGUGGCAAUGCAACAUUGAUAGCUGCCUCCUCGAAUGUGGUUGCAGCGGGCCUUGCCAGUCAGUAUGGCUAUGAGGUGACUUUUAGGGAGUUCUUUAACUAUGGCGCGCCCGUCAUGAUGAUAACUUGUGUCGUUGUCUCCAUCUAUCUACUUGUCGCACAUGGUCUCUUCACAUGGCACUGA